Molecule: messenger RNA, 2304 nt
Organism: Belonocnema kinseyi
Lineage: Eukaryota; Metazoa; Arthropoda; Insecta; Hymenoptera; Cynipidae
Exons: 17
Coding region: 1-2304 (767 amino acids)
Biological process (GO): sensory perception of smell; detection of chemical stimulus involved in sensory perception of smell
Cellular component (GO): plasma membrane
Molecular function (GO): olfactory receptor activity; odorant binding
Source: RefSeq, a predicted model, not a curated record
AUGGACUUCCAUCAUCCUUAUUUUAGACUCAAUAAGUUUCUCUUGUCUGCUCUAGGACUUUGGCCUUAUCAAUCAAACUUUGAAAAAAUUCUUCAUCGAUGCAUCUUCUUCAUUAUUUGGGGCAGCAACAUUCCUCUGAUAUACAGACGAUUUUAUGUUGUUUGGGGAAACGUCGAUGAAAUGAUCGAAAGUUUCGUCAUCAUCACAAGCAUGCUUCUUUCUAUAAUAAAAUUAAGCAGUGGUUUCCACAAGAAUAAAAAUAUGAAAAACCUUUUAGAAAAAAUCAAAAACGACUGGCAGAUUUGGUCAAAUGAACCGGAAGUGCGAAUUUUGCAAAAAUAUGCUGAAGAAGGAAGGCAGCUCACAUUAAUGUACACUGUUGCCACAUAUUGCUCAGUUGUUUCCUAUCUUUCCUUUACACUUUCGCCGCAGAUGCUUGACUCAAUUUCACCUUUAUCAAAUGGAACCCGGCCGAAAAAAUAUGUUAUGCCUGAAGAUUUUGGAAUUGAUAAAGAAAAAUAUUUCUACUAUAUUUAUGUAUAUAAUGCUGCUUGUCUUUAUUUCAAUUUCACGAUAACGGUCAGUGUUGAUUCUAUGUAUGCCGUUUAUGUGCAACAUGUCUGCGGAAUAUUUUCAGCAAUCGGACAUCGAUUAGAGAAUAUUAUAAAGGAUUAUAAAUUGGAUGAUAAAGAACAAAUGGAAAAGAAUGCAACUGAAGAACUUUUUUUCUGCAUUACGCAACACAAUAAUGUAUUUAAAUAUGCCGAAGAUAUAGAAAACACGUAUACAGUCUACUUCUUUUUUCUAACAGGAGUAAAUAUGUUUGUUCUAUCAAUCACUGGACUUCAGGUUGUGUUAAAAUUAGGCAGCAUUGAUGAUGUCGUUAAGUAUACUAAUUAUACCAUUUUACUGGUGGUUCAUCUUCUAUUUAACAGUGUGCCAGCGCAAAGAUUAGUGGAUCACAGUUUAAUGAUAUCCGAAUCAGCUUAUAAAAGUGGUUGGUAUCAAAUGUCAGCAUCGAACAGAAAAGCCGUACUUUAUAUAAUAAUGAGGAGUUCGAAACCAUGCAAAAUCACAGCCGGAAAAUUUUACGUAAUGUCAAUGGAAUGUUUCAGCAAGAGAAAUUGUCGAGGGAUGGACUUCCAUCAUCCUUAUUUUAAACUCAAUAAGUUUCUCUUGUCUGCUCUAGGACUUUGGCCUUAUCAAUCAAACUUUGAGAAAAUUCUUCAUCGAUGCAUCUUCUUCAUUCUUUGGGGCAGCAACAUUCCGUUAAUGAUUAGACGAUUAUAUGCUGUUUGGGGAAACAUCGAUGAAAUGAUCGACAGUUUCGUUAUCAUCACAAGCCUCGUUCUUUCUUUAAUAAAACUGACCAAUAGUAUACAAAAUAAUAAAAAGAUGAAAAACCUCUUAGAACAAAUCAAAAACGACUGGCACGUUUGGUACAAUGAACCGGAAGUGCGAAUUUUGCAAAAAUAUGCUGAAGAAGGAAGGCAGCUCACAUUAUUAUACACUGUUGCCACAUAUUGCUCAGUUGUUUCCUACCUUUCCUUUACACUUUCGCCGCAGAUGCUUGACUCAAUUUCACCUUUAUCAAAUGAAACCAGGUCGAAAAAGUAUGCUUUGCCUGAAGAUUUUGGCAUUGAUCACGAAAAAUAUUUUUAUUCUAUUUUUGUAUAUAAUACUGUGGGUAUUUAUCUCAAUUUCACGAUAUCGGUCAGUAUUGACUCUAUGUAUUUCGUUUAUGUGCAACAUGUCUGCGGAAUAUUUUCAGCAAUCGGACAUCGAUUAGAGAAUAUUACAAAGGAUUAUAAAUUGGAGAGUAAAAAACAACUAAAGAAAAAUGUAUCUGAAGAAAUUUUCUUCUGCAUUAAACAGCACAACACUGCCCUUAAAUAUGCCGAAGAUAUAGAAAACACUUAUGCAGUCUACUUCUUUUUCCUAACAGGAAUAAAUAUGUUAAUUCUAUCUUUCACUGGAGUUCAGGUUGUGAUAAAAUUGGGCAACUUCGAUGAUGUCGUUAAGUUUACCAAUUAUACAAUUUUACUGGUGGUUCAUCUUUUAUUUAACAGUGUACCUGCGCAAAGAUUAGUGGAUCACAGUUUGAUGAUUUCCGAUUCAGCUUAUAAUAGUAGUUGGUAUCAAAUGUCAACAUCGAACAGAAAAAUCUUACUUUUUAUAUUAAUGAGAAGUUCCAAACCAUGCAUAAUAACUGCCGGAAAAUUUUACGUAAUGUCACUGAAAAGUUUCAGUAAGGUUAUUCGAACUGCAUCAUCUUAUUUUACUGUGCUCAUUUCAAUGCGAUGA